Molecule: messenger RNA, 1300 nt
Organism: Dendroctonus ponderosae (mountain pine beetle)
Lineage: Eukaryota; Metazoa; Arthropoda; Insecta; Coleoptera; Curculionidae
Product: guided entry of tail-anchored proteins factor 1
Exons: 2
Coding region: 113-595 (160 amino acids)
Biological process (GO): tail-anchored membrane protein insertion into ER membrane
Source: RefSeq, a predicted model, not a curated record
AUAUCAAUUUUUUSUUUUGACGCUUUAACAUAACCUUAAAUGUCAUCGACUUGUUUUCAAAUAAAUGUUUUCAGCACAAAUCAAUUUCUUUAGGUAGAUUUAUCAUAAYAGUAUGACUGCGUCAUUGCUUCUAGUAGCGACGAUACUCAGUUUCUUAGCGUCACAUUCUUCUCGAUUUAGCAACUUGCUUAGAAAAUGGACUAACCGAUUAUCCUCUGAAGGCAAACAACUGCAAAAAGAGAAACAGACGUUAAAAGAUGAACAACUGAAAUAUAACAUGGUCGACGAUUUUGCUAAAUAUUCAAAAAUCCAAAGGAAAAUCAAUGCCAUAGACGAAAAACUGAAAGCAUGUAACAGCAAUCAGGACUCCAUUUGGUGGCAAUUGGCCUCAGCUUAUGUGCCCCAAGUCAUCUGCACCCUCAUUCUAAUGUUCCUAAGUAUGUACUACAGAUCUACCCCUUUAUUUCGACUUCCAGAUUAUAUUGAUUUGACUCCUUUUAACUAUAUUAUUUCUUAUCCAAAUGAAAGGAAUAGUGUGUCCUUCCAUUUUUGGGUAAUGGGCUGUAACAUUAUAGCUAGGUCUUUGAAGAAGUGAUAAAAUUUGUAUAUAUUUUUCUUAUUACUUUGAAUGUAGGUAUAUAGUGUAGGACUAACUAGAACGUGACAAUACCUGUGAAUUAUUUAUGAGUUACAAGAGUUCACGUCUUUGGGACACUUUUGUUAAUUUAUUUAAAAGUUUAUAAUGUUUUGAAUUCUUACAAAUGAGAAUACAUUGGAAAAGUACAUGAAGGGGUACUUUUGGCAUUUAUGUGAAUUUUGAAUUUAAACUGUAAAAGUUCGUGUUUUUAAUGAUGCUAGCAGAGGAAAUGAUUCUCAAAUCAUGCCUUUGUUAUUUGGAUGUGCAUUUUCAAACAACAUAUCAAGAUGAAGAGGAUUAAAAUGCCACAAAGGUGGAGCAAACGACUGAUUAGGGAGGUUCGGCCUAGAUAAGUCUAAUGAUCGGACAUGUUUAUCUUUGGCUGGGAAAGCUGCUGCGUUUACGGCGAUCAUCCAAUCAAGUUGGAACCAGAGUGACCAGACUGAGAAAUGGCGAUGUCUCCAACUACCGGACAAAUUUCGCCAAAAAUUUCCGGUUCUGGCGCCAAGUAAAUUCAAACGGGGGGGUAAACCAAUAAAAACAAAGCGGAACGGUUUAAAAUAAACAAGAACUUUAGUUUUUCUAACCAGUUGGAUUGAGAUUAUGUGUUUACUUGUGUGUCUAAAAUAUAUUAAUGAGAAAAAUAUAUAUUUUUUAAAUCCA